AUGGAUGACAAACGACCAAAAUUGGAAACUCUGGCAUCCAUAGCCACAAAGGUCAGAAAUGGCUUUGUCCGGGCGGGACAUUCGGUCGCUGGAGGCAAUUUGGAAGACAAUUCGAGGCUUGUCAAUCAAACCCAACGGUUUGAACUUUGGGCGAAAAACCUGGGUCUUUACCAUCUAGGGCAUAGCUCGCUCGACUAUCGUUUUCGAGAUGCCCCCUCGCUUUUUGGAUACACUUUUGGUCUGUUGCGUAACCUGGAUGGGCUUCUGAUACAGCUCAUAAAUACACUGAACUCUGGACAUGAAACUUGUGUAGAUGCGACAAUUGGUCCCGUUGAACCCAACGACCAGUUGAGCGACGACUCUGAAGAAGAUGACUUCGAAUCUUCGGAUGAUGAAUCUGUUACUGAUUUAUUAUUAACCGGUGUGACUGCGACUAUCGAUAAACUGUAUCGUCUCUCCUUCAAGGUUCGCAACCCUACUGUGAGGCUGGGACUGUCCAAAGCGCUCAAGUAUCAUGAAUUUGACCCGGAAACCGGCGUGGAUAUUAUAGACCAGUUCAAGGAAUAUGAUCAACGUCAUCUUGAACAGCUUUUCGCCUCCUACCGCUCGAUCUCCCCGGAGGUCUUCGAACAGGAUUUCUUGGCGCGACGCCUGGCCAAAGCCAACACCAGACGGCGACAACAGUUUAGGUAUUGGAAGGAUAGGAGAGCUCGGUUCGAGGCUGUGUCGAGACCGGAACUUAUUGAAAACAUAGCGAGCGACCCUAUGCUGCAAAGAGCAGGAUAUAGCCCGAUGGCACCUUCACGUCCUUCAACCGCAACCUAUCUCGAUACGUCUAAAGUCAAGCUAGACGAUGAUUCCUCAAUUAUAUCAAGUUCAACCACGGUGAAUAUACAGGAUGAUAUGCAGAAUGAGGAGGCCAAGGACUUUUUUUUCAUUCCACCACCCCCAAAGCAUCUAUGGGACGGAGAUGAGGUCGAAUGCCCAUAUUGCUUCACUCUUUGUCCGCGCAAAAUCCUUCGUCAAGGGUCCUGGGAGUAA
Aspergillus melleus is the source of this 1041-nucleotide messenger RNA. RefSeq names its product Serine/threonine protein kinase. The transcript has 2 exons. Lineage: Eukaryota; Fungi; Ascomycota; Eurotiomycetes; Eurotiales; Aspergillaceae. The record is from RefSeq and is a predicted model, not a curated record. Bases 1 to 1041 code for a protein of 346 amino acids.